AUGCACAUUCCAUUUGUACAUGAAGAUGAUGCAGAUCUGAAAUUGCUCAGAAAUAAUUUUGACUUGAAAAGCAUUGUCAGUGAAGCGGGAGCAUCUAUCUACAGUGUUAGUCCAGAAGCUUCUAAAGAGAUGCCAGACCUAGAUCCUAACCUAAGAAGUGCAGUUUCCAUAGCUAGACGUGUACAAGACCCAUUAGCUGAGCUUGUGAAAAUUGAACCCAAGCACAUUGGAGUUGGAAUGUAUCAGCAUGAUGUCUCACAGACUUUGCUCAAAGCAACUCUGGACAGUGUGGUUGAGGAGUGUGUCAGCUUUGUAGGAGUAGAUAUUAACAUCUGCUCAGAAAUACUAUUAAGACAUAUUGCAGGACUGAAUGCUAAUAGGGCUAAAAAUAUAAUUGAAUGGCGAGAAAAGAAUGGACCAUUUAUAAGUCGGGAACAGCUCAAGGAAGUUAAAGGACUGGGUCCAAAAUCCUUUCAACAGUGUGCUGGCUUCAUCAGGUUUAACCAAGAAUAUAUAAGAACCUUUUGCAGCAAUCAGCAAACUAAGCUUGCAGCAGAAGGUCAUGCACUUAUGGCUAAAGCAGAUGUUCAAGUCACAAGCGAAAAAGGGGGCAAAAAGAAGAGCAAACCAGCAGCAAACGUUGCAGUACGGCCAAAUCCUUUGGACCAAACUUGUAUCCACCCAGAGUCAUAUGACAUUGCAAAGAGGUUUUUAACUUUAAUUGGAGGAAACCCAGAUGAUAUAGGAAAACCUGAUAUGCAACAAAAAGUAAAUGCUGUAAUUCAAAAAGAAGGAAUAGAAGGAGCAGCAAAAGCACUAAAUACAACAGUACAUACACUGCAAAUAAUCAUUGAUGGUCUGACUCAACCUGAAGGCUUUGACAUCCGAACAGAUUUUGAUAAACCUGAUUUCAAGAGAAGCAUAGUUUGUCUUGAAGACUUGAGCAUUGGCACAGUUCUGACUGGAAAAGUAGAGAAUGCUACUCUCUUUGGAGUUUUUGUUGAUAUUGGUGUUGGUAAGUCAGGAUUGAUUCCAAUUAGGAACAUAACAGAAACAAAACUUUCUAAAGCCAAGAAGAGAAGAAGUCUCGGAUUGGGCCCUGGAGAAAGAGUGGAAGUUAAAGUACUCAAUAUUGAUAUCCCUCGAUCAAGGAUAACGUUGGACCUUCUUCGUGUUUUAUGAGUUUUUCACCACUAAGACUUUUAUUUCUUUUUAAAAGGUUAAAUGUUGUCACCAAGAUUCUAAAAGUUUCAAGUUCAAGUAUUUACUGAGUAUACUGGAAAUGAAGGAAUUAAUCCAACUUUUGAAAUCUUUAAUUUCACUUUUUAAUUCCAGAAGCUUUUCCAGAACUCUGUAAGCUCCCUCCCCUUAACAGUCACUUUAAUACCAGUCCUGAAGUGGCUUUCACCCUCUUAUUAGGGCACACACCUUUUUGCAGAAUAAGUGAUAUCUCCGUGCGCUGGCAGACAGAUCUCUUACCUGUUUUCUUCUGUGCAAGAUUUGCUCUCUCAAUCCACCUUUGGUCUGUGCUCCUCCAGCAGACUCAGCCAUGUUCUUUCAUACUGAAAAACACCUCUCGAUUGGUCUGUUACCAUGCUGUUUUCUUAAGGAGGGCUUAAAAGUGGACCUUGGUAGAAGCUAAAAUAGAAGCUUAAAAAUGCCCUCUGCUUAGACCAAGGAAGAGCAGCAACACAUAAUACUAAAAUCUGGAUAUAAUGGUAAUAGUAUUAUUGGAUCAGUAAUUUGCUGUUUUUAUUUAAGCUACCAUGUAAAGAUUUUUGUUUUUUUAUUGCUCGGGCAAGUAUCGUAUUAACACGGUGAGGUACCUCUAAUUUGUUCAGAAAGUUGCAAAAGCAUUUUUUCUGUACCUGUACAUAAUAAAAAUCUUUCUGACCUAUU
This is a messenger RNA of Chelonoidis abingdonii (Abingdon island giant tortoise), 1899 nucleotides long. The record is from RefSeq and is a predicted model, not a curated record. NCBI's taxonomy places the organism in Eukaryota, Metazoa, Chordata, Testudines, Testudinidae.